GUAUAAGAAUGAGAGAGAAAGAGAGGAUUGAGGAAAUGGAUGGAGAGAGGAGCAAUGAGAAAUCGUAGGAGGAGGACAUGUAGAUGGAUUCUUGUGGUUGGAUUUGAACAAGAGGUAAUUGGAAGACCGUUAAUUUCGAUAACCAACCAACCAACCAACCAAAUACACGCCUGUAUAACUGAUAUAUAAAGGCCCUGCCUGAGGGUGAAUAAACAGCACACAUCCAAUCCAAGCUCUCUUGCCAGAAGAAGAAGAAGAAGAAGAUUUCUCCUUCCCUCUUCUUCUUGGCAAAAUAAAAAAAAAGAAAAAAGGGAAAAAUAUAUAUAUAUAUAUAUAUAUAUAUAUAUAUAUAUAUACAUAUAGAAAGAGAAAAAAAAAUGGGAUCGAAGAAGAUGAUGAUCUUUGUGGUGGGGGCAUUGUUGGUAUGCCUGUCUGCGACAGGGGUAUUGGCAGAGGAUCCUUAUGUAUUCCUGGAAUGGAAAGUGACUUACGGCACUAUCUCGCCACUUGGUGUUCCACAACAGGGCAUCCUGAUCAACGGCCAAUUCCCUGGUCCUAAGAUAAACUGCACCUCCAACAACAACAUUGUGGUCAAUGUGUUCAACCACCUUGACGAGCCUUUAUUAUUCACAUGGACAGGCAUUCAGCAAAGGAAAAACUCUUGGAUGGAUGGCACCCUCGGCACCAUGUGCCCCAUUUUGCCCGGACAGAAUUUCACCUAUAAGUUCCAGGUGAAGGAUCAGAUAGGCAGCUAUUUCUACUUCCCUACUACCGCCUUCCACAGGGCAGCUGGUGGUAUGGGUAUGCUCCAAAUCCACAGCCGUGAUCUCAUCCCUGUCCCAUUCGAUACUCCUGCUGACGAGUUUGCUGUUCUCCUCGGUGAUUGGUACAACAAGGGCCAUAAGACCCUCAAGAAGAUUCUUGACAGUGGUGCCACCAUUGGCUUGCCCAACGGCAUUCACAUCAAUGGACAAUCUGGCAAGGUUGGCUCUGCUCCUCUGACCCCACUCGCCAUUGUCGAGCCAGGCAAGACCUACAGGUACAGAGUCUGCAAUGUCGGUUUGAGGACCUCCAUCAACUUCAGAUUCCAGAGCCAUAUCAUGAAAUUAGUUGAAGUUGAAGGAUCUCACACUGUCCAGAAUGUUUACGACUCUCUUGAUCUCCACGCUGGUCAGUGCGUCUCAGUGCUUGUCACAGCUGAUCAGGCCCCCAAGGACUACUACCUUGUUGCCUCUAGUAGGUUUUCCAAAAAGCCUCUGAGCUCCGUGGCCAUCAUCCGCUACGCCAACGGCAAGGGUGCCCCUGCAUCACCCGAGCUGCCACCACCCCCUCCUGAGAACACUGCUGGUAUUGCAUGGUCCGUCAACCAAUUCCGCUCUUACAGGUGGAACCUCACGGCAAGUGCUGCCCGCCCCAACCCACAAGGCUCGUACCACUACGGCAAAAUCAAUAUCACACGCACCAUCAAGAUUGCCAACUCACGCUACCAGGUCAACGGCAAGCUCAGGUUCGGCAUCAACGGAGUGUCCCAUAUUGAGAGUGAGACACCAUUGAAGCUGGCAGAGUACUUUGGACUGGCCGACAAGGCAUUCAACUAUGAUCUGGUUAAGGACGAGCCAUCUAAUGAUAAAAAAGUUGUUUUGGCACCAAGCGUGGUGAACGCAACUUUUAGGAACUUUGUUGAGAUCAUAUUCGAGAACAAUGAGAACACUAUCCAGACAUGGCACUUGGAUGGAUACUCAUUCUUUGCAGUAGCUAUAGAGGCCGGAAAGUGGAACCCGGAGAAGAGGAAGAACUACAACCUGUUGGAUGCAGUGAGCAGGCACACCAUUCACGUGUACCCAAAAUCAUGGGCAGCAGUGAUGACCACACUGGACAACGCAGGAAUGUGGAACCUGAGAUCGGAUAUGGCUGAGAGAGCUUACUUGGGACAACAACUAUACUUCAGCGUACUAUCUCCGGCUCGAUCACUGAGGGAUGAGUACAACAUUCCACUCACUCAGCAGCUCUGUGGCAUCGUCCAGAAUUUGCCCAAGCCUACUCCAUACUCUUGAACACAUCCACAUCCAUCCAUAGUUGUUACAUCAAUCAUCUCCUAUAUAUAUAUAUAUAUGUUUGUGUGUGUGUAACUUUUUAUCUUUAUUAUUUUAGCACCAUAAAUUGUGGAUUCAUGAUGAAUCCAUGAAAGUUAUUGUUGUUCGUGAGGAUGUAAUAAUAAUAAUAAUAACUGAGCUUGGUUUUAAGUUUUUACUAAAUUCCCUCCAACCAUCAUGCCAUUUCCCAAAGUUUCUUUUCUAAUGCAUAUUUUUGCACUCUACUUCCUGUUUGGCGUUUCAUAUCAAGAAAACCAAUGAAUCCCCGAAAACAGAAACCAAAACCUCAGUUUCA
Messenger RNA from Erythranthe guttata (spotted monkey flower), 2388 nucleotides. Its product is annotated as L-ascorbate oxidase homolog. The record is from RefSeq and is a predicted model, not a curated record. Gene Ontology annotation, molecular function: oxidoreductase activity; copper ion binding. NCBI's taxonomy places the organism in Eukaryota, Viridiplantae, Streptophyta, Magnoliopsida, Lamiales, Phrymaceae.